AUGAAUCCGCCCAUCUCCACCCACGAUCCGAGCGUCUGGGAACGAAGUCCUGAUGAGAGCGUUACCGUCAGCGUCAACGGUGAUCGAGAGCGCGAGGGUGAAGCUGAUGCUGCGCCGAGGAAGAGGCGGAGAAAGUACAUUGCUAAGGCCUGCAACGCAUGCAGACAACGGAAGAUCAAGUGUAACGGGGAGCGACCGUGCCGCAGGUGUGGUCGGCAGAACAUAUCCUGCGUCUAUGAAAAUUCUCAUGAGCCUGGAGGAAAUGAGAAUAUUGGGAUCGAGCGGCUGUACGAGCAGAUGAAUGCCAUGCAGGCCCAGAUUAGUGCCCUUACCGCGUCUGUCCACUCGCUCGCCCAGAGUAAUGCAUCAGCUUCGAUGCCACGUUCCGAGGCUGGACCGCGACUACACAGGCGUAUCUCCAUGGCGUCAAAGGAAUUGACUUUCCAGGGUCCCACGACGUCGGGUUUUAGCUUCGAUCUUGCCAAGUCGAGUCUCAAGGAACGCGGAAUUGAAGUUGAGCGUAAUGAAGGCGACAUAACGCGGGAACCGUCGCCACUGCCGACUCCCCCAUCGCCAGGAUCCUGUCAUGUUGGGGAUCCACUAUGGAGUAUCAGCAAGACGGAAGCCCUCCGGCUGUGUCGAGUGUAUGAAGAGGAGAUGGGAGUCAUGUACCCGGUAGUGGAGCUUGAUCAGCUUCUACAUAAUGUCCAGUUGUUGUACGGACCGACAGAAACCGGGCCCUGGCUUCAAGCGCCUGCUCAUGCACAAGGCAUUGGGGAGUUGGACAGUGAUGACGUUCACAUCCUGCGAUUGGUAUUCGCGUGCGCUCUGACAGCAGAGGCGAGUGGGAGUAGUGAGUUAGCGAUGAGUUUGUUUGCGACUGUUCGAGAUGCUGCAGACCACUAUGUCUGGGCAGCCCCAGAGCUCAAAAGCAUUACGUUACUCGCGCUUGUGAUCGACGAGGAGACCCUUGCUUGGCGAACGAUCGGGAUUGUGGAACGAAUGUGCUUAGAGAAAGGUCUGCACCGAAGAGAAACACUCAAGCAUCCUGCUAUUAUGAAAGCAGGAAAGAACCGCGUGCUCAAGCUGUUUUGGUCGGUUCGGGUACUGGAUCUGAGGUGGAGCUUCGGAACGGGCAUGCCGUUUAGCAUGGAUGACUCUGAUAUCGACCCCUGGCUCCCAGAGCCAGAGGAGGAGGACUCAUACUUGCGCGUGAUGGUCCGGUAUAGUAGGAUAGCAGCUAAGGUCUGGAGGUUUAUAUCAGCCUUCAAUAACACCAACGAGCUCAAGAAGGACGAGAUGAACUACCUAGACUGGCAAGUCCUGCAGUGGGUUGCUGCUCUGCCAGACUCUUUGCGCCUGCGAAGUACCUCAGGCUAUGCAGAAGCCGAGACGCGAAGCCUCCGGCGACUCCGCUCCUUGGUGUACCUCCGGGCAAACCAGCUGCGGAUGCUCAUCCAUCGCCCUGUCCUACAUUCAGCAGCACAUAUGAUGCGCUUCCCAAACGAGACCCAGACCGUAGUCGACAUGGCCAAAGACUCAAUUCGUUUCAUAACGCAGCUCCACGCAUCGUCUGAUAUUUACCAGCUGCAGCAAGUGGUCUUCAACUGGUUCCUGGUGUCGGCAGUGAUGGCACUGUUCCUUGCUGUCGCCCAGAUACCCAGCCAGUACAGCGUAGCCUGCCGAGAAGAGUUUUAUAUGGCUCUUGAGCUAGUCAAAGGUGUCUCCGCGCGGUCGUACAUCUCACGACGGCUGUGGAAGUCGAUCAAAGGCCUUCGCCGGCUUGGCCCGCAGCUUAUGCAUCGACAAAGCGACGUUGAUGGUGCCACCACUGAAGGCCUCGCCGACCAUGCCGUAACGUCUAGCACCCAGAGUCAGACACCAGAUGGAGCCCAGAUGACGCAAGAGUUGAAGGAUUGGUUCGAAGCCGUUGGCAAUUUGGAAGAUCAGAUCAUGGGUGUCGGAUCGCUGGACAAUUUUCAGGGAGGAUAUAUGAUGGAUUACAGCAAUGGACUAUCGAGCAUGAUAAAUCAUUGCUUUUAG
Molecule: messenger RNA, 2043 nt
Organism: Aspergillus nidulans FGSC A4
Lineage: Eukaryota; Fungi; Ascomycota; Eurotiomycetes; Eurotiales; Aspergillaceae
Product: putative C6 transcription factor
Exons: 4
Coding region: 1-2043 (680 amino acids)
Biological process (GO): regulation of DNA-templated transcription; DNA-templated transcription
Cellular component (GO): nucleus
Molecular function (GO): DNA binding; DNA-binding transcription factor activity, RNA polymerase II-specific; zinc ion binding
Source: RefSeq, a predicted model, not a curated record